CUCUCUCCACUGGUAAUACUUGGAGGGAAGGGGGAGCAGUUAAUUAAAUUCCACUGGGUGGAAGCCUGACGAUGAAGGUGUGCGCAUAUUAAGAGAAUCUGCUUUCAGGGAGUGGCAGUGGAAGUGGGUGUAGGUUAAGACUUAAGAGAGAGAGAGAGUUGGCAAUUGAUUUGAUGCGACGUGAUCAAUGUCCAGGAUGAAGCAUCUACUGCGCAAACUCCACAUCGGAGGGAGCGUCAACGAGCAUCACAGGUUAGGCGGAAGCCGUGCUAACAAUAGUCCUUCUCCGCCAUCGUUGCCGUCUUCUGCUUCUGCAUCUCAUUCGUCGUCGACGGGUUCGACAUUUGCGAGGAAUAGAGUUGGCGAUGCAGCCGACAGGACGACCGGUGCUGUUUCUGCUGCUGCGUCUGCGGAGAGUUCUGUUGAUUUCAAUUUCUUCGAAGAGGAGUUUCAGGUGCAGCUCGCUUUGGCAAUUAGUGCAUCGGAUCCCGAUGCGCGCGAGGACCCAGAAUCGGCUCAGAUCAAGGCCGCCAAGAGGAUUAGUCUGGGCUGUUCUUCUGUGGCUGCUGAUGAAACCCUUGUUGAGCUUCUCUCGCUCCAGUAUUGGAACUACAAUGUUGUAAAUUAUGAUGAUAAAGUGAUGGAUGGGUUUUAUGAUGUCUAUGGCAUCUCCACAAAUUCAAAUUUACAAGGGAAAAUGCCAUUGCUGGUUGAUCUUCAAGCAACAGCCGUUUCAGAUAGCACUGAUUAUGAAGUGAUUCUGGUAAACCGUUCUGUUGAUCCCAUACUGCAACAGCUCGAGAGAAGAGCAGAUUCUAUAGCUUUGGAAUGCCAAGCUGCAAAGCUUGGUCAAAUUUUAAGCGGUCUGGUCCAGAAGAUUGCUGAUCUUGUUGCUAAUACCAUGGGUGGUCCAGUUGGUGAUGCUGAUGUAAUGUUAAGAAGGUGGACAGCUAGAAGUAAUGAGCUACGCAAUUCGCUAAAAACAAUCGUUCUUCCCCUUGGCUGCCUUGAUGUUGGACUUUCACGUCACAGGGCUUUGCUUUUUAAGGUACUAGCUGAUCGGAUCAAUCUUCCAUGUAGGCUAGUGAAAGGGAGCUACUAUACGGGUACUGAUGAGGGAGCUGUGAACUUGAUUAAAAUUGAUUAUGAAAGUGAGUACAUAAUUGAUCUAAUGGGGGCUCCAGGCACUCUAAUUCCUGCUGAGGUACCUAGUGGCCAUAUUCAAAACUCUGGGUUGAAUGUAGUGAGCUCUGUAAGCACUUCAGACAGUAUAAAUGAUUCAUAUUUCACGCGUGACAAGAUCAACUGUCAGUCUGAAAAUGGCAACCAGGUGUCAGGAGGAAUUCCAUUUGAUCCUGGUUGUAGUUCACAAACUGGUAUUUUAGGUUCUAAUGAAGCAUCUAGUGUCAUUCAAGUGAAGGGGGACAAUGACAGUUCUAUUGAAGAAAGUCAAACUGAGAGAUUUGAAUAUGAAUUUGGGAAGCUCCUUCCUUCUUUAUAUGGAUCACACAAAAGCCCAUCAGGAACAGGUGAAAAAGCUUCAUCUGCCCAAAGGAUGAAAGUCAAAUAUGUUUCUAAAUAUGUAACCACUGCAGCACAAAACCCGGAGUUUGCACAGAAAUUGCAUGCUGUUUUGUUAGAGAGUGGUGCAUCACCACCUCCAGAUUUGUUUUCUGAUAUUUCAACCCAGGAUCCAGAAGGAUGUAGAGCACUUGUCAGAAGCCAUUUUGUUAAGGGGGAAAAAAUUCAUGAUGAAACUCAAUGUUAUCUUAAUAAGCUUCCCUCAAGCACCGAGCAUGCAAUUGUACCCUUUGUUGAAGUGGAAUCCUUAAAUCAUGUUGUUUAUGAAAAUAAGCAAAAAAGUUCUGUUUGGAAUAUGACAGAAGAACAAAAACAAGAUGCAAAUAUUUCUUCAGAUGUUCAACUUUGGAUGCCAACUGCUAGUUCAUCUACAAGUAAACCAGGUUGUGAUUGCUCAGAUCAUCAGUCUACAAGUGAGGGUUUUAUUUUGAUUGACAAUGAAGUUAAAGAAAUGAUUCACACUGAUUGUAUGGCUGUUAAGUCAUGUGCAGUUACAAGAACUCCGUAUGGAGAACAAAUUCAAGAAUCUUCACUGUCACACCCAGAUAAUUCCCACGAAAAGAAACUUCAAAAUAUAUUAACCAGUGCCGCUCCUGAAGGCAAUAAGGGAAAUGUGGGAAGAAUUGCAAAUAAUGCGGAAACUACAGGCAGUAUUUCUUUGCAAGAGCAUCCACAAAAUGCCCAAGGAUCUCUUGUGAAAUUAAUGGAAACGGCCAUUAAUGACCAAUAUAUUGUUGACCGUGAGAGAGUUAACCUACAGCUUGAUGAGGUUGCUGAAUGGGAGAUUCCAUGGGAGGAUCUUCAGAUUGGUGAACGGAUCGGUCUUGGUUCAUAUGGAGAAGUUUACCGUGCUGAUUGGAAUGGAACUGAGGUUGCUGUAAAGAAGUUUUUAGACCAAGAUUUCUCUGGUGAUGCAUUACAGCAGUUUAGAUGUGAAGUUAUGAUCAUGCUAAGGCUAAGACAUCCAAAUGUUGUUCUUUUUAUGGGAGCAGUUACUUGGCCACCCAAUCUCUCAAUACUAACAGAAUUUCUUCCAAGGGGGAGUUUAUAUAGGCUAAUGCAUCGUCCCAAUGUUCAACUUGAUGAAAAGCGACGAUUGCGAAUGGCCCUGGAUGUGGCCAAGGGAAUGAAUUACUUGCACACAAGUCAUCCCACCAUUGUACAUCGAGAUUUGAAGUCACCGAAUCUCCUUGUUGAUAAAAAUUGGGUUGUGAAGGUUUGUGAUUUUGGCUUGUCACGUUUGAAGCACCACACUUUCCUGUCUUCAAAAUCUACAGCUGGGACGCCAGAAUGGAUGGCACCAGAAGUUCUGAGGAAUGAAAGAUCCAAUGAGAAAUGUGAUGUAUAUAGCUUUGGUGUUAUAUUGUGGGAAUUGGCUACUUUGCGUAUGCCAUGGAGUGGGAUGAACCCUAUGCAGGUGGUUGGAGCUGUAGGGUUCCAGAAUAGACGCCUUGAUAUACCAGAAGAAGUGGACCCAGCGGUCAGGCAGAUAAUAUGUGAUUGUUGGCAGAGUGAAGCAGAAUUGCGGCCUUCUUUCUCACAGCUUUUGACUCCUCUUAAGCGUCUACAGCGUUUAGUUGUUGAGAAACCAUAAGAUCUAAAUCCAAAUGGAAGAGGAAGCGGCUCGAGAUUGGCACUAUUUGUAGGACUUGUACCCAGGCUCAAAGAGCAUGUGCAGCAUAAACACUUGUUGCAGAAUCCAUUUGACAAACAGAAACACCAAAAAAAAAAAAGUAAAGGGAAAUAAAAAGAAAAAGGAAAAAGCAGAAGACUGAAUAUGGAGUUGUUGGUUCAUUCGAAGUGGGGACCACAAUACAGAAACAAGAAUGGGCGGUCUGAUGCUGUGGACUUCCUCCGUUCCAGCAACUGCGCGAAGUGCAGUGGGGGGUUCAAUGCCACAGGAAUGUUGUGUCUGUAUCCACUAUUAGGUAGAAAACUAGGGAAUAAUAGAUUAGUUGUUACAAAAUUUAGGGAGGAAAAAAAGAAGGAACAGUAUAUAAUUUAUUAUUUCUGUUCUGGGGUGGGGUGGGGGGAUAUAAUUCAUGGAAGCUUGGCAGCUUUUGAAAUUGUACACAUCUGACCUCUGUCGAUAAUUGUUGUGAAUGAAGAAAAAGGAAAUGGAGGAAGAAUAUGGGAAUGCAAAAGACGUUUUCCCUUACUCUCCAAGUGAUAUUUUUAAGUUUCCCUCAUGUUUUGUUGUGUUAAAAACCUGCGUGCGUGCGUGUGUAUGUGUAGUAAAUCUGUUGAUCUUCAAAUAAAAAUGCUUUCAUCCACAUUAUCAUCUUGUAAUAUUAAAGCAAGGUAUUUUUUCUUA
This is a messenger RNA of Nelumbo nucifera (sacred lotus), 3895 nucleotides long. Its product is annotated as Protein kinase superfamily protein. The record is from RefSeq and is a predicted model, not a curated record. Lineage: Eukaryota; Viridiplantae; Streptophyta; Magnoliopsida; Proteales; Nelumbonaceae. Gene Ontology annotation, biological process: protein phosphorylation. Gene Ontology annotation, molecular function: ATP binding; protein serine/threonine kinase activity.